Molecule: messenger RNA, 1311 nt
Organism: Penicillium griseofulvum
Lineage: Eukaryota; Fungi; Ascomycota; Eurotiomycetes; Eurotiales; Aspergillaceae
Product: aminotransferase-like domain-containing protein
Exons: 3
Coding region: 1-1311 (436 amino acids)
Biological process (GO): biosynthetic process
Molecular function (GO): pyridoxal phosphate binding; L-2-aminoadipate:2-oxoglutarate transaminase activity
Source: RefSeq, a predicted model, not a curated record
AUGGCGCCUACGACUCAAAUAGAUCUUUUCACGGGAUGGCCUGCAACAGCCAUGCUUCCAGUGGAACGCCUUAAACAAGCAGCUAACAAUGCCCUAUCCAACAAAACCAUAUUCACUGAAGGAUUUGCCUAUGGCCCGGACGAAGGCUAUUUCCCUUUGAGAAAAAAUAUAGCCGAGUGGCUAUCCCGAUCCUAUAUACCUGCGCAACCCAUCUGCGCAGAGCGGAUAUGCAUAACUGGCGGUGCCAGCCAGAAUCUAGCAUGCGUAUUGCAGGUAUUCACGGAUCCAGCGCAGACACAGAUUGUAUGGCUCGUGGAGCCAACAUAUUAUCUUGUCUUUCGGGUAUUCGAAGAUGCUGGGUUCAGUGGUCGGAUGCGAGGGAUACCCGAGGAUGAGGAGGGGAUGGAUGUUGCUGCACUUGAAAUUGCUUUGGAUGCAUUUGACCGUGGAGAUCUAGAUUGUCAAUAUGGUCGGAAGAAGACAUACAAGCCCGACAGGCCGUAUAGAAAGACAUACAAGCAUGUCAUCUAUUGUGUUCCGAGCUUCUCAAAUCCGUCGGGGACGACGAUGUCUCAAUCGCGGCGCGAGGCACUCGUCAGAGUAGCGCGGAAGUACGAUGCUCUCGUCGUCGCUGACGAUGUAUAUGAUUUCCUCAGUUGGGGCGCGACACAUCCCACCAACCCGGUUCCGCGUCAGCGUCUCGUGGAUAUAGAUCGGGUAAUCGAUGGUGGUCCAGCAGAUCGAUUCGGCAAUGUCAUGAGCAAUGGAUCAUUCAGUAAGCUUAUUGGUCCGGGAUGUCGAGUUGGAUGGGCUGAAGGGACCAAAGAUUUCAUUUAUGGUCUUUCUCAAGCUGGUUCUACACGCUCUGGUGGUGCUCCUUCGCAACUAACGUCGACUUUCAUCAAUGAGCUGCUUGAGGAUAACUUUUUGCCUCGAUACAUUACCGAUAUCCUAGUCCCCGAAGGACAGAGAAGACAUUGCAUUCUGUCAUCAGCGAUCAAAACACAUCUUGGUCAUCUUGGUGUCUCGUUUACUCCUGAUCCGGAGAGUAGUCCAGUUGUGGGGGGAUACUACAUCUGGGUUCGGCUUCCGGCCGCAUUGACCGCGACUCAGGUGUGUCAGGAAGCACUGGAGACGCAAAAUUUGGUGUUGGGUGGCGGUGAGACAUUUGCUGUUCCAGGAGGCAAUGCUCCAGGAGAUUUGCAUCGCAGGCUGAGACUUUGUUUCAUGUGGGAGGAUGAAGGGCGGCUAGUUGAGGGGGUGGAGAGACUAGGGCUUGUUGUUCGAAGUAUAUUGACAAACAACAAAUAG